CUGACAACUGCUGGGAGUGAGAAGAAAGAAAAAGGAGGAGAAGAAAGUGUGAGUAGAAGAAGAUGGAGGAAGGGGGUGAAGCUGUGCGUGAAGGUUGCAGGAAGAGAGGGUGGUGGAAAGAGAGGGAAAAAAAAGUUGGGAAAAAUGAAAAUUGCCAUGUAGGAUAAUACAUAACCGGUUAAUAUGCUCCUUUUCAGGUAAAGAAAAGGAUUUGACUAUUUUUUGGUGGUUCAUGGGUUUGAUUGGGUGUUUUUUUAGUUGAGGGGUUUGAAAGAGUAGGAGGGCUUAUUUGACAGUUGUUAAGCCCAUAAUGUAAUGGGCCGGUGCAUCAUCGAACCACGCAUUGCAGCCCAACCGUAGAUUGGAAGACUCUGGCUACCUAACCUAGCAAAGACCGGCAUCACAAGGAAAGAGCCCAAGCAAGGAAAGAAAUAAUGAGGAAUGAGGGCAAUACGGAAUUCAAAAAAUAGGCUCCCACUUCCUUAUUUAAUCAUGUAUAAUCAAUGAGAGAAUAAGAUGAAAAAGGAAAGAGUAAUUCGUAUAUAGAGGGGGACAUUCGACCCUAGGGAGGACAUUCUCUACAGAAUUGAUAGACUACUGGUAAAAAGCUUAUAAAAAACUUUUUGGUUAUUCGUGCUGAUCUCAUUCUAUAUUUGCAUGAUUACAAUUUCUUCAAUAUCUUCAGUAUAGUUUAUUGUUAGCAUAAACAUUUCAUUCAUUCUUAAUCACCCCACUAUCGAUUCCUAUUUUCUCGAUUCCCGUUCAAUUAAUAUUCUGAGUUUAGCUUAUUUUGGCUAAAACAAUUUGGCGCCGUCUGUGGGAAAUUCGUACAAAAAAGAAUCGAUCAUGGCCGAAAGCUCUAACGCUUUGAUGGAGGAGAUUCAAGCCCAAUUGCAAGCCGCCGAGGAAGAGUUGCGCUUAGCCAGGAGCUCUAAUCCUUCGGCGGACGAUGUUCAGGCACAAAUGAAGGCUGUGAGAGAGGAAAUGCGUCAACGCAUAAUCUUCCUCCAAAGGGAAAAUGACGCUUUACGAUCUCAGGUACAAUCGGUGGUGGCCAUAGCCUCCAGCUCGCGAUGGGGAAAAGAGAUCAUGUCUGCGGCUUCAUGGUGGGAUACGGACCCAAUACCGGCCUCAACCUCGACACUUACCUUCACAACCGAGUCCUUUCCGGAAGUGUUGAAUUUCGAUCCGAACGGCAGUCCCUACUCCCCGGUGAUUUCACAACUCGUGCCCUACAAACCUCUUAUCCCGGAGAUGACUCCAGCGACGAGUAUCCCGAUGUGUUUCUUCCCAGAUUCGUUGCGAACCAGGCCGCCGACAUCUGGUUUGCAGACUGUCAACCAGCAGAUGCUGAUUCCUAUCACCGUGUCAGCACCAACGGUGCCUUUCGUCCCUCACUCCGGAACCAACACAUCUGGAGGAGCGGGGCCUUCAACUCGUCUUGUCCCACUCACAAAUCCCAGAAGGAAUGUGUUCCGGAAUUUAUUUGUGGAGCCCCAGAGGCGACAAGUCCCAGGCCAUGUCGACAUGACCAAAGGUGUCGACAUCAACAAUCAAAGGCGUCAGGAGCCAGAGGUAUCACCAUACAGUCACUGAGCGAACAAAGGACGACUCAGGCAGUAACACCCCUCGAAGCAGUGGGUCUGCAGAUGCCAACAAACACGACAGAUCCCUUGGUCGUCAUCAUGGAAGAGCUGAGGGAAUUGCAGGAAAAUGUCAAAGGCAUCCCUGGGGUCCCCCGUCCGAUUGACGUAGCGACGCAAACCUGUUAUGCAGAUUAACCCUUCGGACGACAUAUUGCAGAAGUUGAGAUUCCAAGGAAAUUCACUGCACCAUCAAUGAAGUUGUUCGACGGUCCGAUCCAGUAGAACAUGUCGCUCAGUACAAGCAGCGAAUGUUGGCCAUCUUUGUCAGACCCGACCAAUGAGAAGCUUGUAUGUGUAGAGCAUUCGGGACAACAUUGACUGGACCAGCGUUGACGUGGUUCGUCAUCUUACCAAACGAGGGCAUCAACUCAUUUGCAGAUCUGGUAAACUUGUUCACCCAGCAAUUUGCGAGUAGUCGGACCCUGGAAAAGCAAACCAGCGACUUGUAUCGUGUAACCCAAAGGGGUAAUGAGUCCUUACGAGAUUACUUGCAUUGUUUUAACAAAGAGAAGGUGUCAAUCCCAAGAUGUGACACGCUGACAGCCGUGGAAGCAUUCAGGAGAGGACUGCGUGAAGAUUCAGACUUGUACAGGGAACUGACUAAGUUUCCAUGCAAGAUCUUUGAAGACGUCCAGGCCAUGACGUUGGCCUUCAUCCGACUUGAGGAUGAUUAGCACUUCCUGAAAGCAUGACUACAGGACAGGAAAACCUUACACUAAGAAUGAAGAUCGACCCGUAGCAUCAGCAACUACUUGAUUUAAUGAUCCUAGCCUGCCACCUUCUAUUCCAACAUACUGCUUCAAUGUCAACACUGUCGGACUUAUCAACGCCCUAGACAAAUUGGGGGAGAAGGUCUGAUGGCCCAGGAAGUCGGACAAAUCCAACGGGUGACGAGAUCCCAAUAAGAGAUGCGACUUCCACGACGACAUCGGACACAACACGGAUGAUUGUGUCGCUUUGCGGAAAGAGGUUACCUACCUCUUGAAGAACGGGUACUUGACGGAGAUCAUGUCAGAGCAGAAGAAAUCCAUGUUGCACAGAAAUCAGAAGUCAUCUGUAGAUCAGCAACGACCUCCUUCACCUA
This is a messenger RNA of Cuscuta epithymum, 2730 nucleotides long. The record is from the annotation of a GenBank genome assembly. Lineage: Eukaryota; Viridiplantae; Streptophyta; Magnoliopsida; Solanales; Convolvulaceae.